CCUGCCUAUUGCUUCAUUCCUGGAAAUUGCACUGCAACUAAGUAAGAAAAAAAAAUACCUGAAAGAAAGAAAACAAGGAAGAAAAUACCCCAGAAUUCCUAAAGAACAUUUCACCUGCACCGAAAAUGGUGAGCGAGAGUCAUCAUGAGGCCCUGGCAGCCCCGCCAGUCACCACUGUGGCCACUGUCCUACCAAAUAAUGCCACAGAGCCAGCCAGUCCUGGGGAAGGAAAGGAGCAUGGCUUUUCUAAGCUGAAGGAGAAGUUUAUGAAUGAGCUGCAUAAAAUUCCAUUGCCACCGUGGGCCUUAAUUGCCAUAGCCAUAGUCGCGGUCCUUUUAGUCCUGACCUGCUGCUUUUGUAUCUGUAAGAAAUGCUUGUUCAAAAAGAAAAACAAGAAGAAGGGAAAGGAAAAGGGAGGGAAGAAUGCCAUUAACAUGAAAGAUGUGAAAGACUUAGGAAAGACCAUGAAAGAUCAGGCCCUGAAGGAUGAUGAUGCUGAAACCGGAUUGACGGAUGGGGAAGAAAAAGAAGAACCCAAAGAAGAGGAGAAACUGGGAAAACUUCAGUACUCAUUGGAUUAUGAUUUCCAGAAUAACCAGCUGCUGGUAGGAAUCAUCCAGGCUGCCGAGCUGCCCGCCUUAGACAUGGGGGGCACAUCCGAUCCCUACGUGAAAGUCUUUCUACUGCCCGAUAAAAAGAAGAAAUUUGAGACAAAAGUCCACCGAAAGACCCUUAAUCCUGUCUUCAACGAGCAAUUUACUUUCAAGGUGCCAUAUUCGGAACUGGGUGGCAAAACUCUGGUGAUGGCUGUCUAUGAUUUUGACCGUUUCUCCAAGCAUGACAUCAUUGGGGAAUUUAAAGUCCCCAUGAACACAGUGGAUUUCGGUCACGUAACUGAGGAGUGGCGCGAUCUGCAAAGUGCAGAGAAGGAAGAGCAAGAGAAAUUGGGUGAUAUCUGCUUCUCCCUUCGCUACGUACCUACUGCUGGCAAACUGACUGUUGUCAUUCUGGAAGCAAAGAAUCUGAAGAAGAUGGAUGUGGGUGGCUUGUCUGAUCCUUAUGUGAAGAUUCAUCUGAUGCAGAAUGGCAAGAGGCUAAAGAAGAAAAAGACAACAAUUAAAAAGAACACGCUUAACCCCUACUACAAUGAGUCGUUCAGCUUUGAAGUACCCUUUGAGCAAAUCCAGAAAGUGCAAGUGGUGGUAACUGUUUUGGACUAUGACAAGAUUGGCAAGAACGAUGCCAUCGGCAAAGUCUUUGUGGGCUACAAUAGCACCGGGGCGGAGCUGCGACAUUGGUCAGAUAUGCUGGCCAACCCCAGGCGACCCAUCGCCCAGUGGCACACCCUACAGGUAGAGGAGGAAGUUGACGCCAUGCUGGCAGUCAAGAAGUAAAGGGAAGAAGCCUUUCUGCAUUUGCCCACAUAGUGCUCUUUAGCCAGUAUCUGUAAAUACCUCAGUAAUAUGGGCCCUUUCAUUUUUCCAGCCAUGCGUUCCUAACACAAUUCAGUGGUACUUCAAAUCCUGUUUUAAUUUGCACAAAUUUAAACGUAGAGAGCCCCUAAGCCCUUCAUUAUAUCACUGCCCUCCAAAUCUACUCUUCUUUUAAGCAAUAUGAUGUGUAGAUAGAGCAUGACUGAAAUUAUUUAUUGUAUCACACCGUUGUAUAUACCAGUAUGCUAAAGAUUUAUUUCUAGUUUGUGUAUUUGUAUGUUGUGUUUCCUAAUCUGUGUAUAUCUAGAUGUUUUUAAUAAGAUGUUCUAUUUUAAACUAUGUAAAUUGACUGAGAUAUAGGAGAGCUGAUAAUAUAUUAUAUGGUAAAUAUAGCAUCGUCUGCAUUCCAGCAAAAAUAUCAACUUGUAAGGCACUAGUACAGUGAAACUGACGUCUUAAAGGACAACUUAAACCUGAGCUUUCUAUUGAAUCAUAUGAGCACCAAGAUACGCUUACACCACAUAUUUGGUGGGUGAAUCCAAUUUUGUAGAAUUUCUUCACAGGCAAAUUAGUAUGAUCUGAGCAGCAUCCAGGAAGCAGAGCCACAAACCAGAGUAGCAUCUGUCUGUACAUAUCUACAGAGCUCAAAUCAGGGCUUCACUCUUACAUUCGAGGAAGCAACUGAACAGGGGUCAAUGAUUUCAUCAGGGCUUCACUCUUACAUUUGAGUAAGCAACUGAACAGGGGUCAAUGAUUUCAUAUUACUGCAUAUGGAGUAAUGACAUGAUGGUGUUCAGUGUGUUUGUGAGAGUGUGUGUGUGUGUGUGUAUGCGUGCAUUUGUUUGGAGAUGGGGUGGGUGGGAAAGAAGCUGAGGGGAGAAGUCAGCAUUUCUGAAAUAUUGCCUAACUAUUUAAAAAGAAAAAAGUAGCUCUCCGUUAUCACCUUUAUACAAAACGUGCAUCCUGUGAAUUCUGUUCCAGAUUUCACACCUACAAUAACUCCAAAAGGUUUGCACAUCAGACUUUGUAACAAAAUAUUUUAUUAUACAAAACCAGAUUAGGAGGAAUGCAGAAUAUUUUUAACACAGCAAUCUGUGCUUAUGACACAAAAUUACUUUGUGGUAAACAGACAGUAUUGUAAUCCCAUCAAAAGAGGAAAAAAAUAAAACAAUUAGCCAUAGUUCUGAAUGCACUUCCAUUAAAGCCAAAACAGACAGCUGGUGAUCUUUUUAUAUGCUCUUUUUACGUAAAUAAGUUUUAAUUUGUCCUUUAAAAAAAGGUGAAACAAAACCAAGAACAAGUUCUAGAAAACUGAAGCAACCUCUUAUGUAUACUAGAUGCUUGAUUUAGGAGGAGUUUUUCAAUGUUUUCCAUGUUAUUGUGUAGUAAAUGGCACUAUUACGAAGCUACCAGUCAUUCCCUAAGAGUCUUACAGGACUGCUCUGUGUAACACUGUGACCGCCGUGUGUGCUUAGACACGCCGCGUAGUUUCCUCAGUGGCUAGCACUCAGACCCUUCCGUAGUGAUGUUGUAACAAUACUGCCGUUCCCUCCUACUGCACUGCCCAAGGUGUGUGUAGCACAAACAGUUUGCAUUACAAAGGACCAAUUCAGCACUGAAAAGCUAUGCAUAGGACAGGAAAGAUACAAAGCACCAGGUGGAACACACAGCAUUUUGUCUAGCACUGUGCAAUAUUCCAUAUUUUUCCCCACUAGAGUAGACCACCACUUUGCCGAAGGGCAGCCGAUGAGCUCACACUGCAGCUAGCCUUUUCUCCCACUCACCUCUGCGACCUAUUUUCACACCCAGGCCACAGAGUGAUGGUGUGAACUGAAAGUUCUGUCUUCAGAAAUACCAAAACAAAAUGAAGGAAAACUAAGCAUUAGUCUCACGUUCAGGCUUUCGGAUAUCGCACCAUGGUUUUUAAAACCGCAAAGAGGAUUCAAAAGGGGCUGAUGGGAAGCUUCAGACAUGGGGUUGGCUGUUUCCUGAUAAAACUAAAAUUCCUGUCUUGUUCCUUCCUCAUCAAAGACGAGGCAAGCCCUUUGGCCUUUCAGCCCAGUCACAGCAAGCUCCUUAAAACUGGGAUAGACCUGAAGGACAAAGGGAGAACAACAUCUCCCUCCUCUGUGGACGGUCCAUACUUUUUUCAAGAGGCAGAUAAUAGAAAAUGCACACGUCAUGAUAUGAGAUUAAAUAUACCACUUUGAACAGAAGAUUCAACUGAGACUCCUUCCAAUUUAAAAGAUUAGACCCUAUCAAAGAGAGGGAGUUGAUUGACUUUUUAAAAUUCCUUGAAUACCAGAAACUGACAUUUGAUUUCACCAUAAUCAGCUUUAAGUUGUUUGCACUGAACAAACAUUUUGAAACAAGUAGGUUCGAGCUGCCAGAAACACAUCAUUUCUUGCAUUAAAGCACGAUUAAUGCAUUCUCUUGCAACACUGCCAGACAUGGGAUACUGUCUCCACAGAACCAGUUGGUACUAUGCCACCUGUCACAAGUCAGUAACCAAACCUGCUUUAAGACCAAGAUUCAUCCUCCGAUAAGCCACAUGUACCUUCUGACAAAGCUGUGUAAAGUAUUAGAAUCUGAUGCUCUAGAAAGAUCCUAGUUGCCUUUGUGUAUAUUUACUGCCUGCUUGAGUGCUUCUCUGUGUGAGUUUUCUCUGUAUCCUGUAGAAAUGUUGGGGUGUUUUCUUCUGCCAUAUGGCUCGUGGCCCGCGAGCCAACUACUUUAGCUGUAUUUUACCUUCGUUUUUGAUGAGGUGGUUUAAAUUUUGUUUCAUUUCGUGUAGUGAAUUCCACAGUAGUUUUCUGAUUGUUGUUAAAAUGACUUAACAUAUUACAUGGAUAUUCAAUAAAAAUGUUUUA
This is a messenger RNA of Hippopotamus amphibius kiboko, 4303 nucleotides long. RefSeq names its product synaptotagmin 1 (gene SYT1). NCBI's taxonomy places the organism in Eukaryota, Metazoa, Chordata, Mammalia, Artiodactyla, Hippopotamidae. The record is from RefSeq and is a predicted model, not a curated record. Gene Ontology annotation, cellular component: dense core granule; synaptic vesicle membrane; axon. Gene Ontology annotation, molecular function: clathrin binding; calcium-dependent phospholipid binding; calcium ion binding. Bases 126 to 1394 code for a protein of 422 amino acids. The transcript has 10 exons. Gene Ontology annotation, biological process: calcium ion-regulated exocytosis of neurotransmitter; cellular response to calcium ion; regulation of dopamine secretion.